AUAAAAAAAAAUCAAAAAAAAAAAAUUUUCACUACUUGUUGAGUUGUGUUCCGCUCUGGAGAUGUGGUGGAUGCUGUUUCCACGGUGGAUCUGGUUCCUGGCGUGUGUGUCAGUGUGGAUGGAGCACCAGGUCGGAGUUUUGCCUCAAAUCACCUAUUCACACGCGGGGAUCUGCCCUAAUGACAUGAACCCCAACCUGUGGGUGGAUGCCAUGAGCACCUGUACACGAGAGUGUGAAUCUGAUCAGGAGUGUGAGUCCUUUGAGAAGUGUUGCCAAAAUGUGUGUGGGAAUCGGAGUUGUGUGGCAGCCCGCUAUGUUGAUGGGAAGAAAGGCCCCAUGGGAAUGCCCAAAGAAGCCACAUGUGCCAGUUUCAUGUGCACCCAGCAGGGGUCCGAGUGUGACAUCUGGGACGGCCAGCCUGUGUGUAAGUGCCGGGACCGCUGCGAAAGGGAGCCGCACUUCACCUGCGCCUCUGAUGGCAUGACCUACUACAACAAGUGCUACAUGGAUGCAGAGGCGUGCUCCAAAGGCACCACCCUGUCUGUUGUCACCUGCCGCUUUCACCUCACCUGGCCCAACACCAGCCCAUCGCUGCCCCAGGCGACCACUCUUCGCCCUACGACUGCCCCUCUACAGGCAACCACCCCACCUCCCACCGAGCCUCAGGCGCCCGUCGUGGUCAGUAGCCCCACUCAUCAGACUGUAAAUGUGGGCGACACAGCCAGUUUCGUGUGUGACGUGAUGGGUCGUCCCCGGCCUGAGAUCACCUGGGAGAAGCGGCUGCCGGAGGGCGUGGAGAGGGUAGUCAUGAGGCCUAAUCAUGUGCAAGGGAAUAUGGUGGUCACUAACAUUGGCCAGCUGGUCAUCUACAACGCCCAGCAACAUGAUUCAGGCAUCUACACCUGCAAGGCUCAGAACCCAUCCGGAUCAGUGCAGUCCAACCACCCGCUCACUGUGCUGCCCACAGAGCCACAAAAGACUCCUGAGCCCAAGAAUGUGACCCGCUGCCUGCCUGAAGAGUGUCUGAAACCCCCUGAUAACCCAGAGGAUUGUGGGAGCGAGCUAGAGAAAGUCAGCUGGUAUUACGAGCCAAAGACCAACAACUGUGUCUCCUUCAGCCACUGUCACAGCAACAUUAACAACAACAGCCAGCAACCCAGGAAGGUGUUCGAGACAUACGAAGAGUGUAUGCAGUGCUGUGGUCCCGAGCUGUCAAGUCCCUGUGGGCUUCCCAGCCUGCAGGGCCCCUGUAAAGCCUACGAGCCACGCUGGGCUUACAGCGGCAUCCUGCGGCAGUGUCAGUCCUUCAUCUAUGGGGGAUGUGAGGGCAACGACAACAACUUUGAAUCCAAAGAAGCCUGCGAGGAAAUGUGCCCCUACCCGAAAAACCACCACUGCAAGGCCUGCAAGCCGAGAGGCAAGAUCGUCACAAGCUUCUGCCGGAGUGACUUCGUUAUCCUGGGUCGCAUGACAGAGCUCACAGAGGAGAAGGACUCGGGUCAUGCCCUGGUGACCGUGGAAGAGAUCCUCAAAGACGAGAAGAUGGGUUUACGCUUCUUUGGCAAGGAACCUCUUGAGGUCACCUUCCUCAACAUGGACUGGAACUGCCCAUGCCCUAACAUCACGGGCGCCGCCGCUGAGGGACAGGUCAUCAUUAUGGGCAACGCCAACGACGGCAUGGCCGUCCUUCAGCCGGAGAGCUACGUGGGUGCUUCCAGCCCUCGCCGUGUUCGGAAGCUGAGAGAGGUCAUCUCCAAGAACACAUGUGACAUUCUUAAAGCGAUCACCAACAGUCCUCAGUAGGGUUAUAGGGAUAUAAUCUGUGAAUAAAGUUUAGAGUUAGAAAACCUGACUCAACUGCAUCAGGCCGUUGAACAUUCACUGUAAUGUUUUGCAUUUUAGGACCAGUUUGCUUCAUUUAAUGGGUUUUCCGAAGUUAACGAUGAGGAACCAUGUCAUGUUUUGUACGUAUUUUUUGUGGUCUGUUUGCAGCUGAGCUUUUCUGUUAUGUUACAGUCACUGGUGUUGUUGAUUGAAAUACCAUGAGACAUCCAUCACGAUCCUCUUGUUACCGUAAUCCCCCUGACUCCGUCUUCCCUCAUGCCCUCUCUUGCCUCCAGCAGAAAUGGAGGUUGCAGACUUGCACUGAAGCACAAAACAGACACAUUUAAGAUUUUCUGUAAAUAAUUUAAUGAAAUCUUUUGAUUCUUUUUUUUGCAGGCCAUAUUUCCUACUGGCA
Messenger RNA from Larimichthys crocea (large yellow croaker), 2240 nucleotides. Its product is annotated as WAP, Kazal, immunoglobulin, Kunitz and NTR domain-containing protein 2. NCBI's taxonomy places the organism in Eukaryota, Metazoa, Chordata, Actinopteri, Sciaenidae. The transcript has 2 exons. Gene Ontology annotation, biological process: transforming growth factor beta receptor signaling pathway. The record is from RefSeq and is a predicted model, not a curated record. Gene Ontology annotation, cellular component: extracellular region. The coding region runs from base 62 to 1804 and encodes 580 amino acids. Gene Ontology annotation, molecular function: receptor antagonist activity; transforming growth factor beta binding; serine-type endopeptidase inhibitor activity.